This is a messenger RNA of Branchiostoma floridae (Florida lancelet), 1985 nucleotides long. Its product is annotated as probable methylcrotonoyl-CoA carboxylase beta chain, mitochondrial. The coding region runs from base 95 to 1846 and encodes 583 amino acids. Gene Ontology annotation, molecular function: methylcrotonoyl-CoA carboxylase activity. Gene Ontology annotation, biological process: L-leucine catabolic process. The record is from RefSeq and is a predicted model, not a curated record. NCBI's taxonomy places the organism in Eukaryota, Metazoa, Chordata, Leptocardii, Amphioxiformes, Branchiostomatidae. Gene Ontology annotation, cellular component: mitochondrion; methylcrotonoyl-CoA carboxylase complex. The transcript has 11 exons.
CUUUGACCCCAAUGACACUUGCUAUCAACUUUCUCAUGUUCUCCUGUCUUUCAAGCAGGAUUUCUGGACAUUUGAAUCAUACCUAAACGCAAUUAUGUUAUCAAGAGGUCUCUUUAGAGUCCCUGUGUCACUUGGAGUUCUCCAAGGCUCCGCUAGGUCCCUUGGAACUCAUGCAAGACCCUUCAAGACACUGGACGGUGCAGUGGACACCUCGAGCAAAACCUUCCAAGAAAACCUGAAGACGAGUGAGAAGUUGGAAGAGAAGUACACCGCUCUUUAUAAACAGGUCUUGGCUGGAGGUGGUCAGAAGGCGAUCGAAAGGCACGUGAAGAAGAACAAGAAAUUGCUAGUUCGUGACAGACUACGACUGUUGCUGGAUGAAGGCUGUGAGUUUUUAGAGCUGUCUCCUCUGGCUGGGAUGGGCAUGGAGUAUGGGGACAUCCCUGCAGCUGGCACGGUGACUGGAAUCGGUGUGGUGAGUGGAGUACGUUGUUUGGUGACGGGACAUGACGCCACGGUGAAGGGUGGGACGUCCUACCCCAUCUCUGUGAAGAAAGGGCUCCGAGCACAGGAGAUCGCUCAGGAGAACCACCUGCCCUGUAUUUACCUGGUGGACAGUGGAGGAGCUUUUUUGCCAUUGCAGUCUGACAUAUUCCCUGACAAGAACCAUGGUGGAAGGAUGUUCUACAAUGAGGCCAUCAUGUCGUCUCUUGGGAUCCCCCAGGUGUCCGUCGUGGUGGGUUCCUGUACAGCGGGGGGCGCGUACGUCCCUACCAUGACAGAGGAGGCUGUCAUCGUCCACGGAAUGGGCACCAUUUUCCUGGGAGGGCCCCCGCUGGUCCAGGCUGCCCUGGGGGAAGUAGUCAGUGCAGAGGAGUUGGGUGGGGCCAUGAUGCAUUCCAGUGUAAGUGGCUGCACAGAUCACUAUGCAGAAACAGAGCUUGAAGCCUUUGAGAUGGCGCGGGAUAUCAUGGCAGGCUUGAACCGACCAAUGGCUGAGUACCUGCACAGCCACGACGGGGUUCCCUUGGAGGACUCACUGCGCCCACUCUCUGAGCAGCACCACAACUAUGAGGACCCCUUGUACCCAAUAGAGGAACUGCAGGGACUGUUACCAGGAACAGAAGACUUUGAUGUUUACAAGGUUAUAGCCAGACUAACAGAUGGAAGUAGAUUCCAUGAAUUCAAGCACAAAUAUGGAACUUCGCUUGUGACAGGAUUUGCCUUUAUUCAGGGGCAUUUGGCAGGGAUUGUGGCCAAUAAUGGGCCACUCUGCGAGCGAGGGGCAUUGAAGGGAGCUCACUUUGCCCAGCUAUGUGCUCAAAGAGCUGUACCAAUGAUCUUCCUGCAAAAUGCAUCAUGUGACCAGCCAACAGCCAAUGAUGUUACAGAAGCUGCCUCUCUUAGUAACAGACUUAAGGCUCAUGGGAAGAUGGCAUCAGCCGUAGCUAGUUCUUUGGUGCCCAAAAUCACUCUGAUCCUUGGAAAUGGUGUUGGACCAGAAACGAUACCAAUGUGUGGACGGUCAUUUUCUCCAAGAUUCCUGUUUGUGUGGCCCAAUGCAAAGGUGGGAGUGGCAGAUGUACAGGGGGCAGUAGAUGCAGCUGUACAGGCAAAGUUUGGUGAUAUGAAAAGUGAGGAGACAGAAAAAUUCCAAUCAAAGAUAGCAGGAAGGUUAUCCCAGCAGACCAGUGCCUUCUACUCCAGUAGCAGAAUGUGGGAUGAUGGGAUAGUUCUCCCACAGGACUCUAGGAGGAUACUGGGACAGUGCCUGAGAAUAGUCCACAGCACACUGGAUACAACAGAUGCAACAGAAAGGCGCAAGUUCGGGGUCUUCAGGAUGUAAAUAGAAAGUCUGUGCCCUUAACAAUGCUGUACAAUACCACGGGUACAGCUUAGAAGUGACUAUUUGCUUGCCUGUGAGUUUUGCUGGUUGAGAUUGUAGAGAUUGAUUUGAUGUUUAUUUUGAGGCCUCAAUUGAGUGG